This is a messenger RNA of Salvelinus fontinalis (brook trout), 3171 nucleotides long. Its product is annotated as cation channel sperm-associated auxiliary subunit beta-like. The record is from RefSeq and is a predicted model, not a curated record. NCBI's taxonomy places the organism in Eukaryota, Metazoa, Chordata, Actinopteri, Salmoniformes, Salmonidae. Gene Ontology annotation, cellular component: cilium; CatSper complex.
AUGACGUUGAUGCACUUAGACCCAGAUGACCGAGAUGAACCAAAUGACACAGAUGACCCAGAGCAACAGAAACUAUUUCGGUGUGUGUCAGGAAAUAUGGAUAGCAAAAGGAUUCGACUGUACCUCGGCCUGGACAAUCUGGUGGUGGAUUGCAUGCUCCAGAAGAAACCAGGCGUCUCAGCUAGACAGUACCAGAACCAACUGAAGCUCUACACAUCAUCUGGUCUCCUGCCCACCAUGGCCAUCUAUAACAGCACUAACUCAGCCACCUUCCCCUUUAAAUUCAUUAUGAAUGCAUCCACCUGGAGAGUGAACGUCCCCAGAUACAACAUUACUAUCAACACAGUGGCAGCACCUGUGGAUGAGUGGUAUGUGGAGUUCAGUAUGUUCCAUGGCUUCUCUAUGUUCAGCAGCAAGGGAUCCAUCCUGGACACACUGAAGGGAACACUACUGGAUGUGGCCAGAGAGCCCAUCCUGCAGUGGACGAUAGGGGAGGAGUUGUCGUCUCGUAUCAGUGAACCACAACUCCACCGGGUCCUGAAACUACAAGUCAGCCAGAGUCCCUGUGCCGGUGAUGUGGCCGUGCUGGCACCUGUCUUCGCUCCAGGAGGACACACAGGAGUGAUUCUCAGUGUCACCAGAUCUGCCUUCACCGCUCAGGCACGAUGGUUCAAUGCCACGAGAUCACUAUGUAGCUUGAUCAAUGAAGUGUGUGUGUCUGGCUGUGCGGGGAUCUCCAUCGUGGACCUGAAGCUGACCACCUGUCACCUGUUCCUGCUGACCAACCGGGGGCUCUUCAUCAGCCAGGAUCUCCUUUCCCCUGUCACAGGCACUCUCAAUUUCACCUUGCUGUUCCUCCCUGCACUGGCUCAGAUGGACUACUCUGCCACCACCUUGUGGUUUUCCUCUCAAUGUGUGACAGAUCGCAUCUAUUUCAGUGAUGACACACUCAGUUUGAUUUCCAAUGAAGGAGAAGGUGAAAACCUGCAUUCUAGGUGUGUGUACAGUAAGUACCCCUUCACGAGGUGGUUCCUGUGCCAGGCCUCUGCUGCUGACAUCGCGAAGAACCCCAAACACCGUUACCUGUCCUUCCUCCAUGACCGCCACCAACACACUGGCCUACUGCUCUCACACACUGAGCCCUACUUGAACCUGCCAGAAUUCCCAUCACAUCCCAUCUCCCCCAUCCCCACCCAUUUUUGUCCUCCUGAAGGUCUUGCCAGGUUUGCGUGAUUGAACGAGACCCUGGAUGUAGCCAGUACUCUACUGCGUGGUCACAUGGUGAUCCUGAUUGCUGUUCAGCUGGACAAAGACAAACUCAGUGGCUUUAGCUACAGGAACAUCGAGAUAGACCAUCUCAUAGAGAAACAUGAGAUGGGUUUUGACAAAGCCCUGGCCCUCCAGUACACCACAGACCACACAGUCCUGCUCCACGAGAAUGCUGUCAUCAAUGACCAUGCUAACGGAAACAACCGCCAGGGCAGGACCAACCCUCUCACCGUGGCACCCGCCAGCCACUUCUCACCUGACCACAUGGGCAAGGUUAUCUACUUCAGUGAUGGUGAGAUGGUGGUGAUCACAGAGGUGUUCCGGACUCACUAUCUGGGGGGGUUCUCCGGGGUCGUCGUCGGGGAGGUCCUGGAGCCAAUCAAAGGAGCCAGCUUGAAUGCGGAGCCUAUGCAGUUAUGUGACCUGUUGGGGAAGAAGGGGGAGCCCGAGGGGCUCAUUGUUACACUGCAGCUCAAAGACCUAGAUCCGUCCCAGGGGUUUAAUUUGUCCCACGUGGGGAAUGCUGUGGUAGCACCAGGCUUCAGCAGUUACCUCAUCACAGGGCUGGUGCACAGCGGCAGUGCCCUAGCCAAACCCACUAUGCCAGCCCUAGUACUCCCCCUGACCAGCCACCGGUCAGGAGAGUGGCUGCUCUUCCACUCUGCAGGCCGGGGGAGCUGGGGGAUGAAGGAGGGGCUAUGUCGUCACGCCCUGCAGUCAUUGGACGGUGUGAGGAAUAACGCUCUGAUAAGGAUCAACGUCAGAGAAGAGCUCAACUUCACCUUCAAGGCCUUCAUGUCCGACUACUCUCUGUCCAUGGUGUACCAUAAGAAGUUCAUGCGUGUGGUUCUAACCAACCCUCUGGCCAUCCGAGUCACAACCAGACGAUCCUGGGACGACACCAACAACCAAAUGCUCACCCUCAACCCCUUCAAUCACCUCUGCAAAAAGGCAACCACCACAGUGACGGUAUACAUCCCAGAAGCCUCUCUGUUGUGUAGGUCCUCCUCCUUCACCUUCACGCUACAGAACUCCUGCCCCGAGGGACUCCAAAUCGUCUAUGUCUCCCAACAGCCAAUCAGUGACCAUGAAUGGAUCCACACGGAUCCAGUAGAUCACAUGGACAACAAGAGGCUCUUCAACCUGCCUGUGAACUACCGGCCUCCCUCCCAACUAGGUGUUUUAAUCCCGACCACAGACAAUAUCUAUAACGCUGACCCAAGUCAUCCCCACCCCAGACAGCACUACCCCAUCUCCAAGAACUCUGGUCGGUAUAAGCAGUGUGCAGGGAAAAGGUCAGCAUAGGAAUGUGGCUGUACAGACAGACUGAAAGUCUCUCCUCUAGCCAUCAACUCUGACUGCAGACAGAGGGUGCUGAGGCUAACGUUUCCUGUGACUGACUUCAACAUCACCUUGUUCCUGAGGAGAACCAACCACGCUAACCGCCCGCUCUGCUCUCCUUACUUUGUUACUGUCACGGAGGUCAACAACCGGACCAGCUGGAAGGUCACAGGGACCCAUGCCACCCCCACCAUGGACAGGAUGAGACAAUAUUUUGAAGACAGUCUAAAGAACAAUCUCUACAACCCAGAGGGACUGCAGAUCAGCCUUUAUGGCUCUGAGCUUUUCCACUUCCGUAUCUCUGUCAUUCCUGGAGUUGUGUUGUGUGACCUGGUGGAGGAAGUACAGAUCUACGUAGACGAGCCUCCGCUGGCGUUCCCAACCCAACACCUCGCCAACAACAUGGCAGCCAUCAUCCUGGGAGGCUUGCUGCUCUUUAGCUUCCUUCUCAUAUACAACGGCGUUGCCAUGCCAACCAAGAGCAUCAUCAAAACCCUCAAGAAACACAAGCCCACCAUCUCUCCAACCAGGACCCAGAACUCUACCAGGGACACGAAUUGA